Molecule: messenger RNA, 1280 nt
Organism: Lepisosteus oculatus (spotted gar)
Lineage: Eukaryota; Metazoa; Chordata; Actinopteri; Semionotiformes; Lepisosteidae
Product: GTPase IMAP family member 7-like
Molecular function (GO): GTP binding
Source: RefSeq, a predicted model, not a curated record
UCAGUCUCAGCGCAGUCAGAGGUGGCUGGUUUCAGGCAUCUGAUUCCUGUUUCUCACUCCAGAAACUGCAGCAACAGCUUCAGAAGUGACACACAGGCAUUGUCCACACGGACAUGACAGGGUCAGAGCUGAGGGUCGUUCUGCUGGGAAAGACAGGAUCUGGCAAGAGCAGCUCAGGAAACACCAUCCUGGGAAGAGACGAGUUCAAAGCAGAAUGUUCGUCCAGGUCUGUAACACAGUGGUGUCAGACAGGAACCAGUUACAUCGGUGGCAGACGUGUCACUGUGGUCGACACACCAGGGUUUUUUGACACAAAUCAACCUGAAGAAGAUCUGCGACGUGAGAUAGUGAGGUGUGUCACUGAGUGUGCCCCAGGACCCCACGCCUUCCUCGUUGUGUUAGAGGUGCGAACAUAUACCCCUGAGGAGAGAGAGGCAGUGGAGAGGGUUCAGAUGCAGUUUGGAGAGGAAGCUCUGAAGUUCACCAUGGUCCUCUUCACUCAUGGAGAGAAGCUCAAACACAAGAGCAUUGAGCAGUUUGUGCAGGAGAACGAGCAGCUGAAGGGGUUUGUCCAGAAAUGUGGAGGCGGGUGUCACGUUUUCAACAACGAGAACAGGAGAGAUGAGAAUCAGGUAACAGAGCUGGUGAAGAAGAUCGAGGACAUGGUGUGGAAGAACAGAGGAGGUCACUACACCAACGAGAUGCUAAAAGCAGCACAAGCCGCCAUUGAGAAAGAGGAGGAGUGCCUUCGACAGGAGAGCCCAGACCUAGACCCCUCUUCAAUCAGAAAGCUGGCCAAAGAAAGAGUUGCAAAGAAAAUGUUAAAUAUUCUAGCAGGAACAGCGACAGGAGCUCUACUGGGGGCUUUUCAACGGCGUGCUGACCGGCCUGGCGGGCAGGGGGGUGCGAUCCUGGUGACCGCUCCUGGGGGUUCAGGGAUCCGGCCCUUAACGAUCCCGACGACCGCGUUCCCGCGCUGCAUCGAGUCCAAGCGAGCCGUCAGCGACUCGGAGAUCCCUGCAAAACUUCAGAAAGUCACGGACGUUCGGGUCCUGGGUUCUGUCUGUGUUCAGCGUGGGAAUUCUCUUCCCCCGGGGAACGAUGAGACAGACCAAUCGUACGGAUACAGCAACAGAUUGAGGAGACGCAGGGGCGCUCCGGGCUGGGCUGCUCUGGACCGUGAGGACCGGUCAGGACUGCAGCAGGCUCAGCAGGGUGACUUCGGACGGCCGGUCGAUAGGGAGGACGGAGAAGUGGAGAGACCUUGCCCAAACAAAUGA